GCUGCUGCUGCUAUUCAGAUCGUCAGCGUCAUCGCCAUCGUUGUCGUUGGGUCGCCGCCUCGAGCUGGACGCUUUCAAAAGAGCCAUGACUUUUUCAUCGUAUCCAAUGUCCCCCAUUAUGUUGCUGCUACUUAUGCUGAUGAUGCUAUGCACAGCCGGAAAUUGCCAAAUUUGUGGUCCCCCGGCGGUGCCGCUGAAUGCCAAAGUGCGAACUGUUGCCGGCGAGACCGGAAUAUCGGAGGCGCACUACGAAUGCGAUGCGGGAUACGAGCUCUUCGGAUCGCCGUCGAUAAAGUGCGAUGCACGGAGCGGCUGGGACCGUGAGCUGCCGUUUUGUGGUGUGAAUGUGGCAUACCGCAAGCCGGUGAAUCAGAGCUCCUACACCCGCAGCGGUCCCGCCAGCUAUGCCAAUGAUGGCAAGCCCGGGAAUAAGAAUCCCGAUGGCCAGGAAUGCUCGGAGACGCAGAAGGAGCCGUCGCCCUGGUGGCGCGUUGAUCUGCUCACGCCGCAGGCGGUGCAUGUGGUGCGGAUCACAACGCGCGGCUGCUGUGGCCACCAGCCGUUGCAGGAUCUGGAGAUUCGUGUGGGCAACAGCAGUGCGGAUCUGCAGCGCAAUCCGCUGUGCGCCUGGUACCCGGGCACCCUCGACGAGGGCGUGGUCAAGACAUUCACCUGCGCCCGUCCCCUGGUGGGGCAAUAUGUGGCCAUUCAGCUGGUGGGUGUCGAGGGCAGCCUCAGUCUCUGCGAGGUGGAGACAUUCACCAAUGACGAAUUCUCCGUGGAUCGCUGCCUCAGUCCCAAGAUCGGGGUGGACACCGUGGUGACGACAUUUUCGAAAACCUGCUACGACUUUCAUAUCACCAAAGGAGAAAGCUUCGAUAAGGCACAAACCAUUUGCCAGCAGACAGGCGGCGAUUUGGUACACGACUUUCGGGGCGCCACCAGCUCAUACAUUCUGUCGGAGCUGGAGCGCCGCAAGACUGAACUGAAGCCGCAACUCGUCUGGAUUGGGGCACAAAAGGAGCCGGGCAUUACCUCACGCACCUGGAAAUGGGUGAACGGUGAAGUUGUGCUGAAGCCCACCUGGGGCAAGGAUCAGCCCAACAACUACAAUGGCGAACAGAAUUGUGUUGUGCUGGAUGGCGGUCGCAAUUGGCUGUGGAACGAUGUGGGCUGCAAUCUGGAUUAUUUGCAUUUUAUCUGCCAGCACACGCCAUUAUCGUGCGGCUCGCCGGAUGCCCAGCAGAACACCACUGUCAUGGGCAAGAAGUUCACAUUGGGCGAGAAAAUUCAAUACGAUUGCCCCAAGGGUCAUUCGCUGCUCGGCCAGUCGGAACGAGACUGCCAACUUGAUGGCACUUGGAGUGGUUUGGCGCCAACCUGCAAAUAUGUGGAUUGUGGCAGUUUGCCGGAGCUUAAGUUCGGCUCCAUACAUCUGUCCGAAGAGCGCACCAGCUUCGGUGUGGUGGCCACAUACAGCUGCCACGAGAACUACACGCUGAUUGGCAACGAGAAUCGCACCUGUGCGGUGGAUGGCUGGAGCGGCAAGCAGCCAGAGUGCUUGGUGGACUGGUGUCCGGAUCCGCAGCGCAUCACGGGCGGCAAUGUACGCUUCAGCGACAAGAGGGCCGGCUCCACGGCCACGUAUACGUGCGAGCCAGGCUAUGUGCUCGUUGGCGAGGCAAUUAUUUCAUGCGGUCUGGGCGGUGAAUGGUCGAGCAAGACGCCCUCCUGUCGCUUUGUUGACUGUGGCGCACCCGCACGACCCGAUCGGGGCAUAUCGAUACUCCUCAACGGCACCACCACUGUCGAUUCGGUGGUGAAGUACGAAUGCGACGAGGACCACUGGCUGGACGGGCCCACAGAGCUCUAUUGCACCCGGGAUGGCAAGUGGUCCGGCGAGGCGCCCGUCUGUGAGCUGGUCACCUGCGAGACGCCCCAGGUGCCCGCUGGUUCCUUUGUCAUUGGCUACGACUACAAUGUUCACUCAAAGAUCCAAUAUAACUGCGAUCCCGGUCACAUAAUGCACGGCAAUCCAGUGCUGGAGUGUCUGGACAGCGGCGAGUGGAGCUCCGAUGCGCCCGACUGUGAAUACAUUGACUGUGGACAGAUACUGCCGGUGCCGUAUGGCAGUCACAAGUAUGUGACCAACACAACGUAUGUGGGCUCCGAGGUGGUCUUCAGCUGCUCCCAGUCGCACAAGCUUAGCGGGGUGGUGAAGCGUCAGUGCCUGGAAUCGGCCGUCUGGAGUGAUGUCUCACCCAAAUGCGAGGAAAUACGCUGCACUGAGCCCCGAUUGGCCACUCACAGCCUGCUGUCCGUCACAGGAAACGAUCGCAUGUAUGGAAGGACACUCAUACGCACCGCAGACUCCACACAGAACACCGCACAGACCUACAAAAUUGGCGCACUGGCCAAAUAUCGCUGCGAGCGUGGCUAUAAAAUGGUGGGCGAGGCUUUGGCCACCUGCACGGACAGCGGCCAGUGGAGCGGCAUCAUUCCGGACUGUGUCUAUGUCGAAUGCGGUGCACCCGAGAACAUAACCAAUGGCAAGGUCACCCUGGCCACAAAUGCCACCUACUAUGGCGCUGCUGUGCUCUACGAAUGCAAUGUGAACUUCAAGCUGAACGGCGUCUCCCGGCGACUGUGCACAGAGCAUGGCAACUGGAGUCACGAGUCGCCCGAGUGCGUGGAGGUUGUCUGUGACACACCGAAUAUCAACGAGAAUCUAAUUGUCGAAGCAGGCACUCGCGCGGUGGGCUCUGUGGCCACCUUUAAGUGCCUCAAGGGACGCACCAUGAUUGGCAAUGAUACGCGCGUCUGUCAAAAGAAUGGCAAAUGGGCGGGCAAGAGUCCCACCUGUAGGCCCGUCGACUGCGGACGACCGCUGGCCAUCGAGAACGGCCGUGUGAUUGUGGUAAACGAUUCCACGCUGUAUGGCGGCUCGGCCGAGUAUCACUGCAUUCCCAAUUACAAUCGCAUUGGACAGUAUCUGCGCAAAUGCACCGAGGACGGGGCCUGGAGUGGCAAGCAGCCGCACUGUGAACUGGCCGCCGUCGAGGGGCCAGAGACAUCAGAGCUGGGCACUGGCGUGGGCAUUGGCGCCACCAUCAUUGUGGCCUUGCUGGUGGUCUUUGGUUUGAUUUUUCUGUACCGCAACAAGGCGCGACCCGUGAAGAACACGGAGAAUGUGCAGGCGGCCGAGACGAAGGAUGAACGCAACGCGGCCGUCAUGUCGUACUCGACGCUGGAGGCUAACAAUCGCAUGCACAUGGACACCAAUCCAUCGGCGGCCACCUUCAACACAUUCCAAGGCGGUGUGGGGCGCAAUAAUUCAGGCGGUGGUGGUGGCGGAGCGGCUGGAGCCGCAAAUGGCGAUAGACUGACCAACAAUCGCUCGGAGAACAUUUACGAUCAAAUACCAAAUGAGCAGUUCUAUGAUGCUCCCUACGAGAUGCGCAGCAAUGACGAGGUAUACGAGCCCGAGCCAGUGGCCAGCAAUGUGAUCACCAUCAAUGGCAUCUCUGUGAGAUAAGCUAGCCCGGAGGAUGGAAAUGGAUCGACGUUGAGGACUAACCUUUAGUUUUUUGUGUUAAUAACUGUAUAUAGUAAAUGUUUAAGAAUUAGGUCAAGGCUUGAUCGCUUUUGUAUGUACAUGUAUACAACCCAUACUAUACCAUACCAUACCAUACCAUACCAUAGCUAUAUAUACUAUAUAUAUAUAUAU
Drosophila obscura is the source of this 3727-nucleotide messenger RNA. It is a transcript of the gene fw, whose product is annotated as sushi, von Willebrand factor type A, EGF and pentraxin domain-containing protein 1. The record is from RefSeq and is a predicted model, not a curated record. NCBI's taxonomy places the organism in Eukaryota, Metazoa, Arthropoda, Insecta, Diptera, Drosophilidae. The transcript is spliced from 14 exons. The coding region runs from base 86 to 3535 and encodes 1149 amino acids.